Messenger RNA from Sciurus carolinensis (gray squirrel), 971 nucleotides. It is a transcript of the gene Lcn2, whose product is annotated as lipocalin 2. Bases 61 to 657 code for a protein of 198 amino acids. The transcript has 6 exons. The record is from RefSeq and is a predicted model, not a curated record. Lineage: Eukaryota; Metazoa; Chordata; Mammalia; Rodentia; Sciuridae. Gene Ontology annotation, molecular function: small molecule binding.
GGGCUGCUCGCUCUCUCUGCUUCUUCCUUCAACACCUGCCAGGCUCAGCUGCCUGAAAUCAUGCCGCUAGGUCUCCUGUAUUUGGGCCUCACCUUGCUGGGCACCCUGCAGACCCAAGCCCAGGAUUCUGCUCCAAACCUGAUCCCAGCCCCACCUCCCUCCAGGGUCCCCCUGCAGCAGGGCUUUCAGGAUGACCGGUUCCAGGGGAAAUGGUACGUCGUAGGCUUGGCAGGAAAUGCAGUUCGGAAAGAAAAACAGGGUCAGUUCAGGAUGUACAGCACCACGUACCAACUGAAGGAGGACCACAGCUACAAUGUCACCUCCACUCUGCUCAGGGACCAGGGUUGUGACCACUGGAUCAGAACUUUUGUCCCAACUUCCCAGCCUGGCCAGUUCACCCUGGGAAACAUUAGCAGUUAUCCCAAAAUACAGAGUUACAUCGUGCGGGUGGCAGCCACCAACUACAACCAAUAUGCCAUGGUGUACUUCAAGAAAGCUUCUGAAAACAGGGAAUACUUCAAGAUUACCCUCUAUGGGAGAACCAAGGAGCUGACCCCUGAACUGAAGGAGAGGUUCAUCCGCUUCGCCAAAUCUCUGGGCCUCACUGAUGACCACAUCAUCUUCCCUGUCCCCAUAGAUCAGUGCAUCGACAACUGAACCGGCAGUGAGGACGUCAGCUCGGGGGACUGACAGGAGGCCAGGGUGCAGAGGACAGGAGGUCUCAGGCCUACCUUUGCCCAUACCCCUCUCCCUGGAACCAUGGCUGUCUUCACUCUGCUAUCCUCUCUCAGGUGCCUCCCGCCUCUGCCUCUCCAACCUCUGCCCUUCCUGCAGUCUCUGCUGUGUGUCACCUGGCUGCCCCACCAGCCACGAUGCCAGUCACAGAGCUGGAGAUCCUUCUCAUGGUGCAGCACUGCCCUGAAAGCCUCAGAUGAAGUCCCCUGUCUGCUAAAUUAACACAUGCCAACCAC